Dermacentor andersoni is the source of this 7693-nucleotide messenger RNA. RefSeq lists its product as uncharacterized. Gene Ontology annotation, biological process: regulation of transcription by RNA polymerase II. NCBI's taxonomy places the organism in Eukaryota, Metazoa, Arthropoda, Arachnida, Ixodida, Ixodidae. The record is from RefSeq and is a predicted model, not a curated record. Gene Ontology annotation, molecular function: DNA-binding transcription factor activity, RNA polymerase II-specific; RNA polymerase II cis-regulatory region sequence-specific DNA binding.
GCUACGCAGCGCCACGCUUACGGGGCGCGCGCGAGCGCGCGCGCGCGGACGCACCUGUUCGCGAGGGUAGACAGGUGCGAGCGUGAACGCACCCCGAACGGAUCGGUGCCGCCGAGACUGGAUCAGACGCUGCCGCCGCCGUUGGGACUCUUCGCCGCCGCCGUCGCGUGCGACCAGGACGGGAGGAGGGAGCAACCGCAUCAGCUGACGGAGCGGCGUGGCGCUCGCCCGUCGAAUCCGCGACCACAAGUGACACUGGUUUCUCUGUUCCCGUGGCCGUGAUUCUCCAACGUUUCGACGUCGACGCGACCGACAAGGACUCCUCGGUCGCCGCUGCAUCUUUGGAUUUGCGCUUGACCGUUCGAAAGUGAAUAGUGCCUUCUCGCUCGAACCGUGUGUUUCGGUUUCGGAUCUCCUCAUGAGGCAUCGGCGACGUCCGGCGAGCGGAUUGCGCGGCGCGGUUGUGCGGUAGCCCUUGUGAUCCGUUGAGUACAGAGUCCUGCCCAGCACCUCCGGCAACGUGCCCUCAACACGAGCUCUUCUGGUUGCGGCCUAUCGCCCAUGCCUCUGGGACCGUAGAACGCGCGUGUCCCGUUGCCCGCCCUAAAGCGAGCGCGCGGAGUGUUCCUUAGACGUCUUCCUAUCUGUGUGUUGUGUGUCUCGCCGACGACGGUGUGGUGACAAGUGCAGCCGCGAGAUGCUCGCCGGAACUCAGACGACCUGGGGCUGCCCGCCGGUGCACUUGAUGGGUCUCGGUGACGGACCCAGGGCUGCCGACAUGGCUGACUUCCAGGACGUCUGGCAAGAUAUCGAGAGCGUGCUCCUGGACGACAUCAGCGGAGCGAGGCACGCAGCGUCGGGCGUCAAGGCAGAACCGGAGACGCAAGCCUGUCACGACGUCGGCUACGGCUACAAGACCACCGCGGUCCGCAGAGACCAAUCGGCGUCCGUCCUGCCAGCCAACAGCGCCAUCCUGGUCGCCGCACUGACGGCGCCCGUUCCGAGCCGGCCCCCACCAUCGCUACAGCAGCAACUAAGCGUCGCGCCGACCACGCAGCCACCGCAAGACCCACCGCAGGCGAGGCAACAGUCACCAUCCGACGACCAGAGCGUCCAGCCACCGAACGCGUCGGCGUCCACAACGGGCUUCGUCACGCUAGACUUCGACUUCAUGCUAAACUCGGACGACGCCGCCCUGUACCCCGAGGUUAACUCGUACGAGACCGAAAGCGAGCUCAAGCCGCAGCACGAGCAACAGCAGCAGCAGGAGCAGCAACAGAGGCAAGACCAGCCCGAGCACCACCAACAGCAGCAGUUCGGGAGCAGCGUGGCCCCGACGAACAACGCAGCGUCCAUAGACCACCUAACGUACCAGCAGUCCGCUCAGACAAUGAAAGCCGAGGCCGCGGCAAAUCCCUUCGACGUCUCCAUGCUCUCGGGCUCCCAGUACACGUCACUGUGGGCAAACUACCAAAGCGCGAACCCGCUGCAGACCCCACCGUCGAGCCAAAUGUCGCCGCCGGCAUCUCCGGACCACUCGCAGCUGGGCCAGCCUCAGCACAUGGGCGCUCACUUGGACGGCAACGGCCAGUACCAGGCCAGCCUGCCCUCGAUGCACUCGAUGUCCAUGAAGGCCGAGGACAUCCUUACCCAGUGUCUUCAGCAGCCGCCCCAGCAGCACCACGGCAAGCAGCAGACGCCCCCGCACUUACGAAUGGUCACUCCGCCCUCCUCCCCGAGGUUAGCGGACCUCCUCAGCGCCGGCACCACGAUGGGACCUCCGAAUCCAUUCCCGGCGACCCCGCUCACGCCCGACAUCCACAUGUCCGACCCGUUUUGCCGGUCUUCGCCACUCGCCGGCCCCAACGGCAAGAAGUCCCACCAGCAACACCAGCAGCAGCAACAGAACCAACAGCAGCAACGGGCCGCGGUGAGCCGAAAGAAGGUGACCAUCCACACCUGCUCGCACCCGGGCUGCAGCAAGAGCUACACGAAGAGCUCGCACCUCAAGGCCCACCUGCGGACGCACACGGGCGAGAAGCCGUACCAGUGCAACUGGAAAGAGUGCGGCUGGAAGUUCGCCCGCUCCGACGAGCUCACGAGGCACUACCGCAAGCACACCGGCGACCGGCCGUUCCAGUGCCGGCUCUGCGAACGCGCCUUCUCGCGCUCCGACCACCUAUCGCUGCACAUGAAGCGGCAUACGUCGCUGUGAGCCCAUCUUCAAACCACCUUACCGCCGCGCCUUCCUCGCGGUUUGUCACCACCCACUCCAGGCGAACAAACCGAUUCCUUGUUGUUAAGUUUGCUCCGAGAGACUCGGAUUGUGCGACGUCUCCUCCCCUACGACGCGAGCAGUUGCUGAAUGCUUCCUGUUCCAGUGCUCCCGUUGCUAAUGUACUCCACGGUGCUGAUCAAGCUCCCACGCCACCGCACUCCCCGCGACAGCACCUGGACUGAUGUGUCGUGGCAAUCCCUUGUUUUACCUGACGCUCCCCACACGUUCAAGAGUGUGUGACCCGCUUGGCCUCGACCGAGCUGACAGACACUUCUUCAGUGCCUGUGCGCCACCGCGCAUGCGCCAUGGCGCGUGAAUUGUGCUGCUCGCGCGCGCAUGUAGCUCACGUGACGGUGAAUGACGUUGACUAGCACAAAGCGCCUCGACGGGAAGCACUUCGUGCAUAGAGAUUCAAUAGCGUGUUGUGUACUUUGUCUCACUUAGCUGCGGACGUCCAAUUCGUCCACUUUUCUUUUUUCUGUUCGUGAGUUGCGCGGGCCCUUUGUAGGAGAGCCAAUGUUGUUCAGUGUGCAAUAGUGUUCGACUUAAUCUCGUCUUAGAAAUGUGUGCGUGUUAAAGCCAGUCGGCAAGUGCUGUGUAUUUGUUAGUUUUUUAGAGAUGUUACGCUGUACGGGACCAAUGAUAGAAGGCUGUAGUACACAACGUCAAGCGCCUAUUGCUGGACGAGUUAAAUGAAGGAAAAAGAAAAACGAAACUCGCAGCAGGCAAGGUUGCCUCCUCCACACCUCGGUUAAAAACAGCCACGAGUCUGGAGCAUGCAACCAUGCUUACAGGCAGCGAUGGAAUGUGCAAAAGUGGAGACCAGCAGGAGUUUCGGCUAUAACUUAGCAUGAAUACGCAGAAUGAUCGCGAUUCAAAACGACCAAGCUUGGCUUAUUUAUGCAUGCGCUUCGAUGUGCCUUAGAUAAAAAUAACUAAACAAAUCCACCUGCAUUCAGGUGCAAUAGAACGCGGUAUGCAUAGUGAAGCGUUAUACGCUAUAUUUACAUGUGCUUCAUGUGGACGUGCUUGUGACGUAAAUUCGUGCGCGUUAAGCUUGUAAUGUGCAAUAACUGAUACAAAAGUGAUCGUAACUUAGCUUGAGCUUCCUCUGAGCACACACACACACCCCUUCCAAGAAAAACAGAAAAAAAGAAGGCCUUCAUUGUAGAGCACAGCAACAUGCUGCGUGCUUGACAGGAACUACAUUAAGAAGUAAGUGGUCAACAGCAUAUCCCGUGAACAAUAUACAUUGUACAGUUCACUCACGUUCAAUGAAGUCAGCAGAUAAUGUUAGCCGUUAUCGGACAGUAUUCUUAGGGUAAUGAAGCAAGUUGUCAUUAGGCUGCGUUCUUGAAGACGUGCGAAUCUGCUCAACAAAUCUCAAAACACCGUUGAAAAUAUGCGGAGAUUAUUACCAUCGCGGAGUCAAGAUUGGACUUUACAUAUCGAGAGCAGACAUAAAUGGAACAUGACCCUGAUUCUACAAUCAAAACAGAAACACAUCAGUUGUUGACGCUUAGUAGCCGCAAGAAAGCUUUGUACAUAAACCAUAGUGCAGUUGUUAAUAUAUAUUUUGUUUGUUAUUUCGUUUUUCUGAUUGCGUCAGUUUACGUUGAUGGAAGACUUAAUGUGGAUAUCUUGCAUAUACACACAGCAUCUGUUCGUUUUCUUGCUAUCUUUUUUUUUAUCAGAGAGUUUACGUUUUGUUUAAGCCGGCCACAGUGAGAAAAAGACUGCAAGAGUUAGGUCACGCUUCUUAAGUGACACUCCACAAAUGUGGAAAGGCCGCCUAGGCUAUCACACACGCAAACACACACAUACGUACACAAACCAAGGCAAUGUUUCUGUAUGUCUUCUGCGAGUAUAUGCAGGCGCCUUCUGAAGGCUGCGAGGGUUUUCCUUCCAAGCACAGCGUUUCCAUAGAGCAGCCACUUUUAAUAACGUUCGCAUUAUACCAAAUACAGAACGCCCUCACUUUGAGGUCAAUAUUGGGACACUGUCUAUCAAAGCUAUCAGAACCAAGAUUACAAAGUAGUCGGGCGUUUCGAUGACGGCUCUAGCAGCUUGCACGCAGAUCAGUAUUUUCUUUAUUUUUUCUUAAUGAUUGCAGACACAGCAGAUUACUGUUACGCAAUGUAGAAACGUGAAAGAUUUCGAUGCGUGUUGGGACCACUACUUUAUGUGAUAACGUUAUCAGAAUUAUCAGUGGCGUUUGUGAGAAGCAAAGCGAAGUUUAUAUAAUGCGAAACACAGAAUAGGAAUAAAGUUUUAUCAAAAGCACUUCCAAUCGAGACGCUGACACAUGGGCUUCAGCUUGAUGGUCACGUGUCCCUUAUUCAUUGCCUCAACUUCCCACUGUUCCAACAUGAAAGGCAGAAAGGUCAUCUAACGUGUCGUGGUUCGAAACACAAGAAGUGCUCCCUCAAUAUCAUCCGGAAAAAAAAAUAUCAGCUGCCUUACUUUGCUCGAAUGCGAGGACUCAAUCAGUGCAUCACCGGAACGCAAACAGCAUGUUAAAAUAAGCACGCACUUAUAUUGCCUUAUUGAUAACCAUGUGCCCUUCUUUUCCUCUGUACGGCAGGUGCCUUAAGACUUCGCUUACAUACAAAUAAAAAUAUGCCUUAAACGCUGCCGCAUACAAUUUGCGCAGAAAAAGCACAAAGUUUUACUUAAGAAGGAAAGUGAUAGGUGUCCAUUUCUAUUGGAAUUGUAUCCACACGCAAUUAAACAGCACACGUUGGCCAAGGUACGAGGUGUCACUGUAGAUAUAUGUCUGGGCGCGUUAUACUUCACGAAACUGUCUCGCGGCUGAGAUGAUACCCGCGGAUAUUGAGACGAAGCGUAGGUGAAUCCGAAGUCCUCCACCCGACAUGGUCGCGGUUUCGUUGCGACGCUAAAUUGAAGUGUUAAGAUAACAUAAAAUUGGCUGAUAACACGUAUCGGAUGCCAGGCAGGCUAUUAUAGCCUUACCGCGACUGGAAGCCAGAAAGGACGCGAGAAAAAAUUACCGGUCCUGACGUCGAGUCAAUCUACCUGUUAAAUGACCGAUUUCGAAAGCGUGCUCUGCUCGCAACUGCUGAUACGCUUUCUCAACAAGUGAUAAUUACAACCGCAGCCUCGAGUUAUGGUGGAUUCUUUAUUACCGCACAAAAGAAAAUUUAACACAUAUGUGAUAGUACCGCGAUAGCGGUGUCGUCAAAAUAACGCAGUCCGGGCCCUACGCUUAGGAGUGAAAUUCGGGAAAACGAUACCUGACCAUUUAGUAGUUUAAUUGCUACAACUUUCCGCUAAAAGAAAGCUAAUAGAAUGCUGAAGCUUCACAACUCUUUUAAGUGGAUUAAGCUUUACCGCUAAGUGUCCUUUUAAUGCGGAUGCAGUGGGCGUUGUGUUCUUUUUUAUUGCAUUUCUCUUCGUGCGAUCAUUCUACAAAUGUGACACGGCAUCGAUUUGGCGUCAUGGAGGCACUGACGUCACUUCCUCUGACGCCAGCAGUGUCCUAAGUUUCCUGCGCGCUGCGCUCUCGCUUUGCACCUGAUGUAUCUGUGACGGAGUGUGGGGCUUAGGUGACGUUGUUUAUGUUAUGCUGCGCCGCCAUCAUUCCUGCCAUUUUCAAGCUAGUCGGCUGGUCGUCGUUACAAUGUUGAUGAAGAAAAAAAAAAGAGAGAGAGACAUCUAUAUAUACAUAUAUUAUACUUAUAAUUGCAUCUAAUACUAGCAUACAUGCCGACAUGCUCUUCAAAGUGUUCCUCGGGUUCAAAGUGUUCGUGCGCCUUGAAUAUACAAAAUCGCCUGUAAGGUUAUGCAAGUUUGAAAGGCACAAAAUCCAGAAAUGCCACUGGGACUUUAAUGUAUGAGACUUUUUGCAACGCAACGGGGUACAUCGCAACACCAAAGUGAUUACAGAGUACGUAGUGUAACGCAUACGCGAUACGGAGAAAGCCUAUACAUGCGUUAAGCCGAGUACGCGACUGAUGACGCAGGUGGGACAAAAUUUCCCCGAUAAGCAGCUCCCAGGCGAGCACAUUAAUAAACGAGUGUUCAAGGCAUACGCAGCACUUUGACGAAACGCGAGUUUUGGAGCAGUUUUAUUUUAUGUGUGUGCGUUCGGCAUACGCGAUGUUCUCUGCAUGGUCACGCAUCAAAAUACAUGUCAAAGAUGGAGAGAGAAAAAAAAAUUAUGUAUUUCAUAUACGAUGUCGAGUUAUAUACAUAUCUAUAUACAUAUACCCAGACACAAAACACAAAUGCUCUACAUAUGUGCACAGUCGUAAGCACUAAAGCUGUCCUGUUCCUGCCGGCAAAGCGCCUUCGAAAAUACGAAACUCUUAAACAACGGCCACACUUAUUACGUAUUGAGCUUUUGAAGCGAUGCGCCAACAAAAAGGACGUUGUGAAACAGCGCUCGCGCGGGCCGGGGUUGAGUAAUUGAGGGGGAAAAAACGAAGAAUCAGGCGUCGCGACUCGCAAUUUCGCGAAAUGCUUGCAAACAUUGGCUUUGAAACAGAUGCCGCAUUAACCAUGCAACACAUAACGCCCCUUAACCUUCGUGAAGUAGCGACACUCUCCUCCUCCGCCUGCACUCCUCCUCGUUUCUCCUCUCUUUCACGCUCCCUCCUCGACCGUGGCGCCGCCUACACUGCUCGAGCGUAGCAACGGCGCCAACAUGCGCUCCUCGCCACUCCGUAGACGCUUCUCGAGCAAAAAUGGCGCUGAUGCACGGCGCGAGGGCCCACGUGAUGCUAUUAGGCCAAUAGCGACGCGGCGUCGGCCUCGGCCGGAGCGCGCGAGGAGGAGGCGCCACUCUUCAAAGCGUGACACUACUUUACGAAGUUUAAGGGGUUUUAGCAACACAUGGAGAGCUAGCUCUGCGUGUGUAGCGAGGUCAGACUGCGCUAUCUGGCGGCAAGUUUGCUAUACCGACUUGCCCAAUCUUCGACAAUACCUGAAGGUGCGGUCUUGGGUAACUUCUCGCUCGUUCCUGCGAAGUGUACGUGGAAGCGAGUAUUGGACAUCGUCACGUCGCACCCAUCGUCGUAGACGGCGAAGGUACCGCUGCGACAGUUUUCGCCGAUGAUUCUGGCAAAACAGUUGCACUUCUACAGGGUGCGGCGUGACGAUAUAGAGUCGUUUCGGAAACCUCAAUUUGGGAAUAUAAGCACUGAUCCAUGAGUGGAUAGAUGUAAAGAAAACAACAACAAUAAAACAGAAAAGGAAUCAGAGCGUGAAAUAAGUACAGUGUGACGCCUGCAGAUGCUGCAUUGUUAACUUUAAGUUGGCCUUACCGAAGCAACGUUGUUUCUGUUUGUAUUUCUUUUUUUCAACGCGCGUUGUGAGCUCUGAAAGAGCGAGCGUAUGAGUGAAAGUUGUCGAUAGAAAUGCGGUGUAAUAAAGCGACAAUGUAGUUGUUUGAUA